This is a messenger RNA of Diceros bicornis minor, 444 nucleotides long. RefSeq names its product translocase of outer mitochondrial membrane 7 (gene TOMM7). Bases 63 to 230 code for a protein of 55 amino acids. Lineage: Eukaryota; Metazoa; Chordata; Mammalia; Perissodactyla; Rhinocerotidae. Gene Ontology annotation, biological process: protein import into mitochondrial matrix. The record is from RefSeq and is a predicted model, not a curated record. The transcript is spliced from 3 exons. Gene Ontology annotation, cellular component: mitochondrial outer membrane translocase complex.
UUUGGAUUCCCGAGGCCCUGGCUGGUGUUGUGGUUCCUCGCUGUGUAGUCCCGGCCGUCGCCAUGGUGAAGCUGAGCAAAGAGGCCAAGCAGAGGCUGCAGCAGCUCUUCAAGGGUGGCCAGUUUGCUAUCCGCUGGGGCUUUAUUCCUCUCGUGAUUUACCUGGGAUUUAAGAGGGGUGCAGAUCCUGGAAUGCCUGAACCAACUGUUUUGAGCUUACUUUGGGGAUAAAGGACCAUUUGGUCUUCUGGAUUUGGAAGCAGUCAAUGGACAGGAACAACAUGGAAGGUGUGCGCACUGGCUGGGAUAAGAGACGAGACAUCGUUCCGACGUUCACCAGUUGAAUGACACAGGGCUCUUACUUCUCAGAUGCAUUGUAGCAGAGUGGAACCUCUACUGACUUAUUUAUGAUAGACUAUCAAAAUAAAUGGUUUUAACAAUGUUA